AUUGACUGGCCAUCCACUUGACAACAACAAUAACUGCUCCUUUUAUCAACCUCUUCUCCCACCUACCUCCGAAGCUUCCAAACUCCCCCACACCAGAAACAAUGUCGAUCUCCGGCGACGGCAAACUCCCGCACUUAGUCCUCCUCCCCUCCGCCGGCAUGGGCCACCUCCUUUCGCCUUCGGCCCGCCUCGCCGCACCCUCGUUGACCCGUGGCUGCACCGCUGACUUAUCCGCCCAACGACGCGUCUCCAACGCGGAGUCCCUCUGCAUCUCUCGCCUCCUCGACUCGUUCCCUAACAAAAUCAACCUCCUCAAUCUCCCUCUUGACGAACUAAACCCCGAUCAGUUUUCAACCACCGACCCUUUCUUCCUUCGCUUAGAGGCCAUUCGUCGCUCCGCUUACCACGUCGCUCCUCUUCUCGCUGCAGUCUCUGAUCCUAUCUCUGCAGUAAUCGUAGACAUUUUCUCGGCUUCUGCCUUCAUUCCGACUGUCAACACUUUAAACCUCCCUUGCUACAUACUCUUCACCUCCUCCGCCGCUAUGUUAGCUCUCUGUGCUUACUUCCCGACUUACAUUACCAAAAAUAGUAGCAGCAUCGUCGACAAAAUCGACAUACCUGGACUGCGAACCAUACCAAGUUCAUCGUUGCCUCCUCCUCUCCGUGAUCCGGAGCAUCUAUUUCGAAUCCAGUUCGUCGAGAAUGGUCAGGCCCUUACCAAAGCUGACGGGAUCCUGGUGAACACAUUCCAAGCGUUGGAGCCUGAGGCGUUGUCUGCGCUGAAUGCGGGGCACGUAGCGCCUGACCUGCCGCCGGUGUUUGCGAUUGGGCCUCUUUGUAAUCCACUGCGAUCGGAGAAAAGAACCGCGUUAUCGUGGCUCGACGAACAGCCGGAGGAUUCGGUGGUGUACGUGAGUUUUGGGAGCAGGACGGCCAUGGCAGCGGAGCAGAUCGAAGAAUUGGCAGAUGGGCUUGAGAGAAGCGGGCAAAGGUUUUUGUGGGUGCUGAAGACCAAGAAAGUGGACAAAGAAGAAGAACAAUAUGGCUCCGUGAGGAGAGUGAAGGACAGGGGAAUGAUAAUAAACGGUUGGGUAGAACAAGAAGACAUACUCCAUCACCGAGCGGUCGGGGGGUUUCGUCAGCCACUGCGGAUGGAACUCGCGUGACAGAGGCGGCGCUGGCGGGGGUGAGAGUGCUGGCGUGGCCGAGGAUGGGGAUCAGAGGGUGAACGCAGGGGUGGUGAGGGGGAGCGGGAUG
This is a messenger RNA of Asparagus officinalis (garden asparagus), 1257 nucleotides long. Its product is annotated as UDP-glucose:2-hydroxyflavanone C-glucosyltransferase-like. Lineage: Eukaryota; Viridiplantae; Streptophyta; Magnoliopsida; Asparagales; Asparagaceae. The record is from RefSeq and is a predicted model, not a curated record. Gene Ontology annotation, molecular function: UDP-glycosyltransferase activity.